This is a messenger RNA of Hevea brasiliensis (rubber tree), 972 nucleotides long. RefSeq names its product ubiquitin-conjugating enzyme E2 7. The transcript has 6 exons. Gene Ontology annotation, biological process: protein polyubiquitination; ubiquitin-dependent protein catabolic process. Gene Ontology annotation, molecular function: ubiquitin conjugating enzyme activity. The coding region runs from base 144 to 644 and encodes 166 amino acids. NCBI's taxonomy places the organism in Eukaryota, Viridiplantae, Streptophyta, Magnoliopsida, Malpighiales, Euphorbiaceae. The record is from RefSeq and is a predicted model, not a curated record.
AAAAAGAGCAGCAGUCCACAUACAGAACCUUCUUGUUCCUAUCUAUCUAUCUAUAAAUGCCCACGAAGUGUCGGCCGUUUAAUUUCUCUCUUUGUUUGAUUCUCUCUCUAGAGCGUUCUUUCUCUGUCUAAAGCUCCUCUAAUAUGGCGUCUCAAGCUAGCCUCCUCCUUCAAAAGCAACUUAAAGAUCUUUGUAAAAAUCCGGUUGAUGGGUUCUCGGCGGGGUUGGUUGAUGAGAAUAAUAUCUUUGAAUGGAGCGUUACCAUUAUUGGACCCCCUGAUACGCUUUAUGAAGGGGGAUUUUUUAAUGCCAUUAUGAGCUUUCCAUCCAAUUAUCCAAAUAGCCCUCCAACAGUGAAAUUUACCUCAGAGAUAUGGCAUCCUAAUGUUUAUCCUGAUGGGCUUGUUUGCAUAUCAAUUCUUCAUCCGCCGGGUGAUGAUCCAAAUGGCUAUGAGCUUGCAAGCGAGCGCUGGAUGCCUAUCCAUACAGUUGAAAGCAUAAUGUUGAGUAUCAUAUCAAUGAUUUCCAGUCCUAAUGAUGAAUCCCCAGCAAAUGUUGAAGCUGCAAAGGAAUGGAGAGAGAGGAGAGACGAAUUCAAGAAAAAAGUUGGCCGCUGUGUGAGAAAAUCACAAGAAAUGUUAUGAUCCUUCACCAACGUUUCCUCGCUGUUCGUGUGUACCAAGGAAUGCCUUCAUUUAUUAUGGUGGGAUUUUGUGGAGAGUAGGGGAGGGAGAUUGUAUCACAGGUUAAGUUGUUAUCCUUGUAGAACGCAUUUGAAAUUCUCACUCCGAUCUCUUCAUUUACCUUUUCCUUCGAAUGGUCAUUGUUAUAUCUCCAGAACAGCUCUGUACUGCAAGACAUUUUGGCUAGUGUUCAUCCCAAGUGGUGUUGUGCGUCCAUAUUUCAUUUUUUUAGGUCGGUGAUGUCACUUUGAAUUUUGUUUAAUGUUACGUUUUUGGCCAUUGAGGGUUA